AUGAUGGAGAAGUUCGGCUUGCACUCUGCGGCUUCUGGUGGGCAAUAUGAACCACCAACGGCUGCGUCAGACUCUCCGUCUCCCCUGACUUGGAGCGACACGAUCUACUCGACCGAUUCUCCCAAUUCUCCUACUACUAAGUCCCAACGAGCUCUCCCGAGGAUAGCUACGCGUUACAGGCAGCCAUGGCGGCAUUCGGUUUCAAGAGCUUUGUCCGAAGAAGUCGCAUCUCCAACUGUUCGAGAAUUCAACCCCAGUCGUCAGCGUUGGCGCCUUUUCGUUAAGGCCAUGUAUCGAUGGGCCACCACCGCGAUCAUGUGCGGCCUUCUUGCAACGUGUCUCGGGGUAUUUGGCAACCUACUCAAGAUGUCAGUAGGCCAGGUCAAGCUGUUCAACGCGCUUAUAGUCCUCUUGUCCCUGUUUACCGGCAACAACUUGGCUAGCACGCUCCGUGAAUUCGCGCUCAUGUUCCGCUGGCGGCUGCUAGCGUCCAAGUAUCGCUCGCUCGAAGAAUUCGACCUCAUCAUGUCCUGUGACAGCCUGCGAAAAGUCAUCAGUCUGUUCCGCACGGCCCGUACACCAGGACGACUAUUCUUCAGGCUCAACCGCACGCAAUGCCUUUGCGCCGUGUGGCUCGGAAUCAACAUGUGUCUACAAGUCCUCAUCGCACUACUGGGAGUGACCUACAACCUCGGCACCUCGACACACCCAGGUCUUAAGUUUGGCAAGCUGAGCGUUGCCAAUUUGACCCAGAUCAACGACAUCUGGAGUGCCGACAACCCAAACAUUGCGGCGCAGAUGGGCUCCGCCAACACCUACGGCAUCCAAGGCCAGGACUACAUUUUCGUCGACGGACCAGUGCCCGGACAGACCGGCCCUUGGGAAUUCGGGUCACCAAGUACACCGACCAUCUACGGCAACGGGGUGAACUGGACGAGCAUGACAUAUGCGUUCCAAGACGAAAACCCAACGAACGCGGCGAUAACGCUCAUCUCGCACCGCACCAUCACCAUAGAAGCAACCUGCACGGCUCUCGAACUCGUCGACGUGUCGGACCUUGAGGCGGGCUACAGCAACGACACGGGCACCGAGACAAUCAGCUACGUCGACGAGCGUGGCGCUCUCAAGUUCCUCGACCUCCAACCGGGCGAACCGGGUGCGGUGACCUACAUCGGCGUUCUCAAUGCGACGUGCGGCCCGCGCUGCAGCCAGGUCAUGGCACUCCAGAACGCCAGCGCGCCGCACAUCCCCCGGCCGUCGUUCUACACGUGCAACAGCACCCUGACGCCGGUGCAGGGGGUGCAAGAGUACCUGCACGCCGGCACGGAGCAGACGGAACUGACGUUCCAGAUCCGCGACGAGCAGGCGCGCAUCAUCGCCGGCGCCAUCGGCUGGUCCAUGUCGGGCAUCGACUACUCGGACCCGGCCGACGACGACAACCAACUCGCGUACGAGAUGUCGCGGUACACGCAGUCGUCGUGGUGGAGCCCCGCGCACCCCAUGACGGCGUACUGGGUCGAGCAGCGCGUCAUGGAGUACGCCAUCGAGGCCGUCGCCGCCAUGGACUACAAUGGCCCCCAGCAGAACGUGACCGGCUGGUACCCGGUGCUCGCGCAGGCCGUGACGGUCGAGUGGCCGUGGGCCGGCACCAUCCUGGUCCUCGUGCCCGUGCUGCAGCUCGUCGCCUCCGUGUGCGUCAUCGUCUGGUCCAACACCGCCAUCAUCCGCGACCAGAGCGCCCUCAGCGCCGCCCGCCUGCUCCGGCCCGUCGUCGAGGGCCUCGGCGCCAAAGGGUGCCUGCUGUCCGGCGAGGAGAUCGCCGCCAUGUUCCCCGGCGUCAAGGUCAAGUACGGCUGGCGCGAACCCCAGGACCUCACCUUCAGGAACGAAAUCGACCCCGCUAGUAGCUCCGUCAGGCACGUCGACAUUCUCCAGGAACAGGAAGGCUAUAGUACCCAGGGACCCAUGCCGGCCGGGUUCUACGACGGGGAGCCGUCUGAUCAUGAAGACGACGACGACGACGACGACGACGACGACGACGAAGGUUACAAUUGUUUCAAUGAUGAGAAAAGUCGUCAUGUAUUCAAGACUGCGGCUAUGAAUGAAAAGACCGCUUCACGGCACGAGUAUAGACCUGGAAAAGCGAGACGGAGAACCAGACCGAGAACGAGACGGAUGAGUAUAUGA
Molecule: messenger RNA, 2187 nt
Organism: Exophiala spinifera
Lineage: Eukaryota; Fungi; Ascomycota; Eurotiomycetes; Chaetothyriales; Herpotrichiellaceae
Exons: 1
Coding region: 1-2187 (728 amino acids)
Source: RefSeq, a predicted model, not a curated record